ACAUUCUUUUGAUUGAUGAUCGACAAGAUUAAUAAUCUUGAUAAUCCGGUAAUCUGCUGGAUUUACGCGAAGAAUUAUAAAAGCGAAGUGAACACAAAGAAUAGACAUAGUCUCCAUACAAUUGCCAUGAAGCUUGUUUACUUCGUUCUGUCAUUUGUUGCUCUGGCUUUGGCCGAGCUAAAAAUUCGGGAUUUUACUCAGAAUGAAGAUCGGAGUAUUGACUUAAAUAAGUUGAUGGACCGUUUUAAUCCUCAAAUUUCAGAAUUUAUUAUUAAUCGUGGCUUGGAUCCGCUCGAUCUUCCACGUACUGAACAAAAAUUGUGGGUGCAAUUUCCGAAUUCUACUUCCGAGAGAGAGGGAGAGAUACCUAUCCAACCAAUGAUAUACAAAGCUGACCUCAUUUUGCAUUCGGGAAAAUUGGAACGUUUAUCCACUUUGAAACGCUAUGGCGACGCUACCUUAACUUACAAAGAUAACAUAUUAAAUACUGAGUUUGGAUUUGAAUUCGAACUUUUGGAGGGAACAUACAAUUAUAUUCUAAAACUAGUGUUCUUCGACUGGACAGGUCGCGUUACAGUUUCAGGAGAAAAUGUACACGCUAAGGUUAACAUUUUAUUCGACACGACAAAUUACAUUCUGACUCUCAACAAGUUCGAGUUACAAGUUGAUGGUAGCAUUAAAGUGACAUUCCAUCAAAACGGAUUAGCGGGUGCGAUAAAGACAGCUAUCGUCAAUAUGAUAAUACCAUUCUUCAAAAACACUAUUACGGACACCGUUCAAAAGGAAGUGACAAAUACAAUUCAAUUCUAUUUCAAUGAAAUAAAUCGAAUAAUUGCUCCGCGCGAAAAAUCGGAGCCCGUUUUCAACUAUCAGCUAUUAAAUCAGUUAUUGGAUCAACUGAACAAAUAAAUAUUGAUUUUUUAAUAUAAUAUUGUACAUACUUGUAUUUAUUAUUUCUAAAUAUAUUAUACUUCUUUAA
Messenger RNA from Linepithema humile (Argentine ant), 979 nucleotides. RefSeq lists its product as uncharacterized. Lineage: Eukaryota; Metazoa; Arthropoda; Insecta; Hymenoptera; Formicidae. Gene Ontology annotation, molecular function: lipid binding. The record is from RefSeq and is a predicted model, not a curated record.